AUGGGAAAAUCAAGGAAGAGAUCUCGUUCACCUAGAAGAUCUCACUCGACUUCAAGGGACCGCAGUAGAUCACCAAAAAUCUCAAAGCGAGACUUACAACAACAAAUAACCGCAAUGGCAAAGUCUAUUGCUGAACUCAUCGAGGUCCAAAAGGCCGCCAAUAAGGCACCUAAUGUAGAAAUUCAAGCACUAAAAGACCCCGUCGAUAGUGCCAAUGAAAGUUCUGAAAAAUCAGUAGCAAAUGAGUCUAGUGACAAAGUUUCAGAGAUGAAAAAACCUAACGAUGGUGAUAUAGAAGAUGGUGAAGUUAUAAUUGAAGACGACUACCCGGAACUAGAUGAUGAACUUCUGGAUGUACUAGGCGAAGAGGUCACAGACUCAGGCUGUCAGGUAAAAGUUAACGAGAAACUCAAGAAAUGGUGGAAGGGCUGGAUGGAAAAAGGUUUUUCGGAAGAAGUUAGAAAAGAACUUCUCAAGAAAUAUCCCAGAGAUGGUGAAUUCGUUACUGAGGCACCAAAAGUCAAUCUCGAGGUACAACGUCACCUUACUGAGAUUGCUAAAAAACGAGAUGAACACUUCAAGCAGACACAGAGCUGCGUAGGAUCAGCACUGUCAUCCCUGAGUACAGCAGUCUCCAUGCUGACAGAAGUCUCAACAGAACCAGUCAAUCAGACACUUCUGUUACAACAUCUCUGGGAUACGGGAAAAAUCCUAUCAGACAUUUUUCACCAGCAGUCGGAGGCUAGAAAAUCUUUUAUUACACCAACAUUAGACAAGGACCUUAAGCCCACUCUUGAUGCUAGUGUAUCAGACGAGUGGCUGUAUGGUCAAAAGUUAACCGAACAGGUUAAAGAGGCCAAAGCUAUAGUUAAAGCUGCCUCUACAUUAAAGGCUACUGAUAAACCAAUAGCUAAAAAACCAGCUAGGAAACGGGAGAGGCCCACCUGCGAGAUCCAGGCAGGUGGGCUCCCACUUCUCGAGGAAAUUCACGAACGUGAAUUAUCGACACCGAGUUCCGGCAACAUCAUCGAGACCAGCGCAGAGAACCAAUACGGACAGGGGUCAAACGUCGAGGAAGAAGUAGAUACCAGGGGUAACGAGGAUUCUAGUAAGUUGCGGCUGAAAGAGUUGUCAGAAAUACUAACCACUCUUCUUAUACUGAUUACUGCACAUAGGAUGCAAACACUGGCUCUCAUUAAUAUUAAAGAUAUUACAAGAUCAUCCACAGGUUUAAGCAUUAAAAUACCAGAUCUUAUAAAAACUUCAAGACCUGGAAAGGAGCAACCAAUCUUGACGGUACCUUUCUUUAAAAAAAGAGAAAAACUCUGUGUAGCAUCAAUCAUGCUAAAAUACCUGGAGAGAACUGAAAACCUGAGGUCUAACUCAGACAAACUUUUUAUCUCAACAAUAAAACCCCAUAAACCAGCAAGUGCACAAACUAUCAGUCAUUGGAUCAAAAACGGAAUGUACUCGCCACUCGCUUGGUUUGCUGAUAUGAUCGUUGAUUAA
This is a messenger RNA of Cotesia congregata, 1509 nucleotides long. The record is from the annotation of a GenBank genome assembly. NCBI's taxonomy places the organism in Eukaryota, Metazoa, Arthropoda, Insecta, Hymenoptera, Braconidae.